This is a messenger RNA of Penicillium malachiteum, 1326 nucleotides long. RefSeq names its product inositol polyphosphate multikinase. The record is from RefSeq and is a predicted model, not a curated record. Bases 1 to 1326 code for a protein of 441 amino acids. The transcript has 2 exons. Gene Ontology annotation, biological process: inositol phosphate biosynthetic process; phosphatidylinositol phosphate biosynthetic process. Lineage: Eukaryota; Fungi; Ascomycota; Eurotiomycetes; Eurotiales; Aspergillaceae. Gene Ontology annotation, cellular component: nucleus; cytoplasm. Gene Ontology annotation, molecular function: inositol hexakisphosphate kinase activity; inositol-1,4,5,6-tetrakisphosphate 3-kinase activity.
AUGCCAUCCUCUAAAUCAGAUCGAAAGACUCCCCAGCUAGGCAGCGAUGACCUAGUACCUUUCGACCAUGUUGCUGCUGGACAUGACGGAGUCCGUCGGACCCUGGAAGGGUCCUUGAUCGUUAAACCAUGCACAAAACAAGAGAUCGACUUCUACGAGUCCAGUCCCAACCACCAAGCCAUCCAGGAAUUCAUGCCCUUAUUCAUCGGCUCUCUCUCCUCUGCUGAGUCUCAACAACCGCUGGUGAUUGCUGCAGCCCAGCAAUCCGGUGCCGUUUUCCUCCCAGCUCCAGGAAACCCUCCGACGGAAUCCGCCUGUCCUGCCGAAUCAGCCACACCGACAUACCCUCUUACUGCUAUCACACCUGUACCUGUACCUGUACCACACCAAGGGAGAACAGAGGAGACAUGGGUUCCCUCCGGCGGAAAGAAGCUAGAAACCGGAUUGUCGAUUGUAUUGGAGAAUGUGGCGUCGGGGUUUCGGAGACCGAACGUACUAGAUGUGAAGCUUGGGGCGCGUCUAUGGGCUGAUGAUGCGCCACCGGCAAAACGCUCCAAACUAGAUGCCGUGUCGAAGGAGACUACGAGUUCGAGUUUGGGAUACCGGAUUGCGGGGAUGAAGGUGUGGACUGGUGAAGAUGGUGAGACAGAUGCUGGUUCCAGGACGAAUCCUUACGCGACGAAAUAUGAAGGUGCGGAGGGUGCGAUGGGUGAGAUCGUGGAGAAGAAUGGAUAUCGACGAUAUGGUAAAUGGUAUGGACGGUCGUUCAAUGAGCGGAAUGUUAAGGAAGGUUUUGAAACAUUCCUCGCGGGUGCGAAGGCUGGCUCCGUGGAUCGGUCGAAAAUGCUUGCGAAGAGACUCGUGGAGGAAUUGAAAAAUGCCCAGCUCGCUUUGGAAUCCGAGGAGAGUCGGAUGUACUCGUCAAGCGUACUGGUUGUUUAUGAAGCGGAUCCAGAUGCGAUGGAGAUUGCUUUGGAAGAAGAGAAGAGAAUCUCUGAGCAAGAACCUGUGGAUCAGGAAGAUGAAGAUGAGGAGGAUGAGGAUGAGGAGAUCGGAUUCGAAAUCAAUGAAGAUGAAUUGGAGCUGGUGGAUGUGCAUCUCGGUGAGGGCAUGCCUCAGAAGGCCAUAAAUAUCAGCAUCGAUCCACAAUCUGUCCCAAUGGCAGAUCUUGAUGACGAGGAAGAUGAGGAUGAAACUCCGAAGGUUCAUGAUCUACGAUUGAUCGACUUUGCACAUGCAACAUGGACGCCUGGCGAAGGGCCAGACGAGAAUAUGCUGAUGGGAAUCCGCAAUCUCAUCAAGGUGUUUGAGGAAUUGGCAGAGUGA